This is a messenger RNA of Falco peregrinus (peregrine falcon), 4352 nucleotides long. RefSeq names its product jumonji domain containing 4 (gene JMJD4). Gene Ontology annotation, molecular function: histone H4R3 demethylase activity; sequence-specific DNA binding. The record is from RefSeq and is a predicted model, not a curated record. Bases 491 to 1774 code for a protein of 427 amino acids. Gene Ontology annotation, cellular component: nucleus; cytoplasm. Lineage: Eukaryota; Metazoa; Chordata; Aves; Falconiformes; Falconidae. The transcript is spliced from 7 exons. Gene Ontology annotation, biological process: positive regulation of translational termination; negative regulation of gene expression; protein hydroxylation.
UGCGGGCCGCGGCCGCGCGGGUGGAACGGGAGCUCGACGCGGGGAUGGCGUGUGCGACGGCCUGUGGCGUCCGGGUCCCCCCUUAGAGCACCGUGAGGGGGGAGCGGCCUAAUGGCGGCCGCUUUCCCCUCCCUGAGCACCAUGGGCUCCCCUUUGCUCGCGGAAGGAACCAGCCUUUACUAGUCAUCCCCAGAGAGUGUGGUCACCCUGACGAGAAGGUGACGAGGGAAAAGCAGCAUCUUCACCAUCCGUGGGGUGACCGUUGUCAGAUAUCCCACCGGCAUUAAGCUAUAAACUAUGGAAGAUCCUAACUAGGCCAACGUGGUGGGAUGCCUCUACAUGACUUCUUGUUUUACCUCUGGUCAUUUAUAUUUUCCUGUGAGUUUUCAUGGUUUAGAGACUCAAGUCAAUUUCAAAGUAGUUUUUUUUGCUGUAGCAUAGCAUCUGCUCAAGGCUGUCUUGGCUAAGCCAGGAAGGGUAUCCAGCCUGCAUGGACAGGGCAACAUUCGCCUGUUCCACUGCCUUUUUUCGUGACUACAACAGUUCAUCUCAGGGUGCAUUCUGCCUCCCCGGAGGACACGUUGACUUUAUUGAAAAAGUAGAAACAUUCACUUACUCGGACUUUUUCCGAGAUUACUUGAUUCCCAACCAUCCCUGUAUUUUCUCAGCUAAAUUCACUGAAGACUGGGGCAGCAGGAGAAAUUGGGUUACUUGGGAUGGAAAGCCUAACUUUGAUCAUCUCCUGCAGAAGUUUGGAGAGGCUGUAGUACCUGUUGCCAACUGUGAUGUCAAGGAAUACAAUUCUAACCCGAAGGAGCAGCUUCCCUUUAAGGAGUAUAUCAAGUACUGGAAAGAGUACAUUAAAAAUGGCUAUCGUUCAUCCCGAGGCUGCCUUUAUCUGAAGGACUGGCACCUGAGCAGAGCUUUUCCCGAGCAAGAUGUUUAUACAACCCCUGUGUAUUUCUCAUCUGACUGGCUGAAUGAAUACUGGGAUGCUGUAGCUGUGGAUGAUUACCGGUUUGUCUACAUGGGACCUAAAGGGUCAUGGACUCCAUUCCAUGCUGAUGUCUUCCGUUCCUAUAGCUGGUCAGCCAAUAUAUGUGGGAGAAAGAAAUGGCUGUUGUACCCCGCCGGACAGGAGGAGUAUCUGAAGGACCACCAUGGCAACUUGCCCUUUGACGUGACUGCUCCUAGUCUUCAGGACAGGAGUGUUUACCCUCGCUACAACCAAAGUCAACCCCCUGUUGAAAUUGUGCAGGAAGCAGGGGAGAUAGUCUUCAUCCCCAGUGGAUGGCAUCACCAAGUUUAUAAUCUGGAGGAUACAAUUUCCAUCAACCACAACUGGGUGAAUGGCUGCAAUGUGGCUAUAAUGUGGUGCUUCCUGCAGGAUGAAUUAGCAGCUGUCCAGCGGGAAAUCAAUGAAUGGAAAGACCCUAUGGAUGACUGGCACCUACAAUGCCAGUUAAUCAUGAAGUCUUGCACGGGUAUAGACUACAAGGAGUUCUACAACUUCCUCAAAGUUAUUGCAGAGAACAGGAUUUCUGUCUUGGAAAAGGGCCUCGAUGAUGAAGCUUCGGCAAAGAACGCUCCAAAAGCUGCCAUUUCCACCUUGGGCAUGCUCCAUGCAGUGUUUGAUUUAAAGAGGACUGUGAAGGUGUUAACAUCAUUGAGUGCUAACGAAGAUUUCAAGAAACUAGACCUGACGUCACUCUCUCCACCUCCGGAGGCAUUGCUCCACCACUUGAAAGCAGCAAUAGAUACAGCGUUACUCUAACUUCCUAUUUAUUCAGUUCUUUGUAAAGUGAACCUUUUGCAAAGUGGGUGUUUGUAGAAGACCGACUCCUCCCUGUUUAAUAGCUCUUGCAGUUUAAGCACAAAGAGCCUUAAUGUAGGGUGAGGAGAGAGUACAUUCAUAACAAGACUGAGUACUUUAGGUACUCAAAUGCUGUCAGCUUAGAGAAACUGGACAGGAAAAAAAUCUCAGAUAAAGGAAAAACCCAGGUCAUAUUAGUAUUAUGUUAUGAGCCCUGCUGGCGAGUAUGCAUUCAGGGAAGGGGAACAGAAAUUCUCUGUGGAUCAAGCUUAGGUCUCUCAGGGUAAAACACAGACUGCAGUGGUCUGCACCAUAUUCCCUGUGCUGAGAGCACUGUAUACAGAAAGCAAACCUGCACUGCAGACACCAGUAGUUAAGCUCUUCUUUUGUCUGGUCACAGCUAAAUUACUUUAAGACCUGUCCUGCUUCCAGGUGCAGCUCAGCUUUUCUGUUUCUUUUUUUUUUUUUUUCAGGUGACCCUAGUUGGCUUCCAUUGAAGCCUGAGCUGGCUCAACAGCUGUAGCCUGGAUGUGGAAGAGCUGAUUGUACUAGUGUCUUGUAAAGUGGUAUCUCUCUAAAGCUGAAAGUCUCAGGUGCAGGGUCAGCCUUUGUACUGCUUCAGGGCCUGCAGGACUAAAUUUAACAUAAUAGUUAGGAAGCUGAAGUCCCGAUUUCAAAUGAGUGCAGAUAGCAAAUCUGCCACUAAGUGUGUGGUCCACCCCAGCUCAAAAGGAGGAACUUGAAUGUACUCUCACGUUUCUACACACUAUUUCAAGGCGCAGUAUUUUAUCAAGCAGAAUUUGAUUAAUCAGGGAAGCUAGCAAGCAGCCUCGUGUUAUCGCCUAAAUAAGCCAUGCUGUUAACACACCAGAUGGCACUACUGCAUGGUUACAUAGCACAAUUUGCAACCUGAAUGCUACCCUUGGGCUAAAAGAGUAUUUCCAGUGAAGUACCCCUCUUGCUUUUACUGGUUGGCAAGAAAACCUAGAAGCACAAAUGGCUGCACACUGUUACCUUAGUUGCCCCUUUAGGGGCUCACUUGAACUAUUGCUCAAGAACUUAGUUUUCAACCAGAUGACCAGUGAGAGCAACUAAUAACCAUAUGUUUAGAAAGUGCAAUAGUAGAAAUCUUCAGUAGGCUGAAAAGUCACAUUGUUUUCUAGCUAAUCUUGUGAAGUUUGUACAUGCAUGCAUUUUGCAUGUCUUGUUUUCUAGUAGAAGUUUUGCAUUUUGAGAAGGAAGUGGUACCUGAAAUUAAAAUCAAUACCCAGAGCAUGGAAGAAUGCAGUAUGGAGAAAACAGACUUUUUUUUUUUUUAAUAGCUGUGACUGCAUCUCAGUGAUUCAGCCUCUGGCAGGGUGUUUCUUUAGACUGGAAAACUGCCAGUUUUAAGCAACUCUGAAAUUAAAAGUUCACAGCUGUUACUUGUGGCUGUUUACAUUCUCAAAGACAGGCAGCUGGAGCUUUCUUCCUUGUAUGAAUAAGGUGCGAUUUCAUAGAGGUGUGGAACAAUGGUUUAAAGCUGACUAUCACUGUUAUUGGUAGGAAAGCAUGUUUUUGCUCUUGUAUUCUGCAGUCUCACUGCAUGCUGUGCAACUGGUAUUGACACCAACCACUUUAAACACUGCAAUUUUAUAAAGGGUUUGCUUAGAUGAACAACAGUACUUUUCAUUUCGUGUCCUGUGAAGCUGGAACUGCGUGGCUUUGCUGUGUGAAACCAGCAAAUGUACAAGUCUGGCUUUUACCCCAAGAACCCAGGAUCUCAAUGUACCCAGGAUCAGUUUUGGCACCCUACUGUCCAGCAAACUAUGUGCUCAUUUGGGUGGAUGGCAUGAGUUUGCUGUGAUGCAAAAGUCCAGGCAGCUGUUCUCAGGGAAGAGGCAUCAUUCCUGCAGUUAGUUCCUCUUCCCUGUGGGUUAUAGUUAAGGAAGGGAGAAGAUAGGCUGGCAUGGUAGGGUGGUUAAAGAGGUGUUCAGGUAAAGGAAGGUGGGUCUCGACUAGUCUUCUCUUCACCUGAGCUGUCUCUGCACCACAGUAUCUUCAGUUCUGAAGAUGUGUAUCAGCCCUCCUUCAUAAGGCCUGCUAAGGCUUAGCAUGAGCAGUGUGAAACAGUGGGGUAAAAAAAUAGUAAUUUAAUUGCAGGAAAUUAUCUUAAAGUUUAAGCCAUGUUCUACUUACUGAUUCAGCAGGGAACAGAAGCACAAAAAUUAUAGUUUUAUUGAUUCAGUCUCUCUUACGUUGGGAAACUAAUUUCUAGUUCAAAGUCUCUGUUCCCAUGAGUGGUCAAGGCAGUAAGAGCAGCACAUGCUUUCUAAAGUUACAGAGAGGAAAGUAAAUUCUCAAAUGUCUGAAGACAGCAACGAUUGGAAUAAGAAUUAUGCAAGUCUGGAAUCUCUCUUAAAAAUGAAACAGCUUUAUUUAAAUAUAAAGUUACUGUAAAACAUACAUUAGGAUACUCUCAUACCAAUAUAUUAACUAUUGUGAUCAGUGUACUAUUUAUUAAAGCAUAAUACUUGAGAUAAAACAGGAGGAAACAGUC